AUGGAUUUAGAUGACGUUACUGCUUCUGGGACAGAAACAUUCCAAUACGGCGAUAAAUUGUUACAAGUUUUAGAGGCAGUCAAUGACGAUGCAUGUUUGGUUGUAUCACUGGAUUCAAAUUGCAUUGGAAAAGUGAACAAAAGAAAUAAGAAAACGAAGAAAAAGAACAUUACUGUUAAUAGUCUGUGUGUAACAGGCAGCCGUGAUUUGUAUGUCACUGACUACAAGAACAAAUCAAAUGUUCGUCUUUCCCCGUCAGGCUCGGUCUCUACAGUAUUAAGUACAGCUCCACUAGAACCUGGGGGAAUCUGUCAAUCAAUUGAAAAAGAACUUCUUGUCUCCUUAAUGGAUGAAAAUUCUGAGCCAUUGCAACUCAACCCACAAAGCCAACGUCUAGUCAGACACGUGACACUAACCGGUGACGUCAUCCGUGAGUACGAGUACCAGGAGGACGGUAAGACCAGGCUGUUUACUCUACCAUGGAGAGUCAGACAAAACGGUAACAAUGAUAUAUGUGUGGUAAACUUGACUAAUGAUGAUAUCAGUGAACUGGUAAUACUUUCUUUCUCUGGAUGUCUUAAGUCGGUCUACCGUGGACAGAACCACAUGAAACAUUUCACUCCAUCUGAUGUAGUGUGCGACUCGGGCUAUAAAAUCAUUGUAAGUGACAUAGACAACAGCCAUAUUCAUGUUCUGAGUCCUGCUGGGGAGUUCUUGAAGUACCUACUGAAUGAGAAUGAAGUAACACGCCCGUCUGCCAUGUCUCUAUACAAAUCCACACUGUGGGUUGGAAACAAAAGAGGAUAUAUUCAUGUUUUUCAGUACGAUACAUAA
Molecule: messenger RNA, 834 nt
Organism: Magallana angulata
Lineage: Eukaryota; Metazoa; Mollusca; Bivalvia; Ostreida; Ostreidae
Exons: 1
Coding region: 1-834 (277 amino acids)
Source: RefSeq, a predicted model, not a curated record